AUGUUUAAACGAUUCUUACCAGCAUUAUCAGCAUCUUCUACAAGUCAGAAACAAGGUGAAACUUUAUUUGAUAUAGAAGCCAGUUCCGAAAAUUCUAGUUCUAAACAUACUGAUUGUUCCAGUGAACAGAUUAAUAAAUCUGAUAUACCAACUUUAAGGAGACGACAUUCGUUUGUGACUCCUUAUGCAGAAUCAGUACUUGAAGAAGAAAUUAAUAGAACUAAUGGUAAUGCAGAUUUGAGUAUUGAUCCAUUCGAUAGUUCAAACACAUUAAAGCGAAGUAAAAGCUUAUCAUUUAAUAUCUCAAGACGUCCAAGCUUUUCCACUCUACGAAAAAAAGUUCCAAAAUCAGUUCGAUUCGAGUCCCAAGAGGAAUUUAGUGAAAAAUGCAACAUGAGUUCGAAGCUGGUUACGCUUUCUAAUUUAUUUGGAACUUCAGAGUCAUUUCAAACAAAAAAUACGUUCACAGAGAAGCCUUUAUCUUACUCGCAAUCAGAUUUAGGAGAAACAAGCGAGUUUCAAAAUCAAUUAGAUAGUAAUGAAAUGAACUUACAUAGAUCCCAGGAAAAUAAGAUACAGCAAAGAUAUGAACUAUUCUCCGAAGACUGCAUUAUUUCAGAGCUGGAACCUGAAAAUCCCAUAAGCAUUCAAAGAGAUAUCUCAAAUGACAAUUUUUUACCAUUAGGAACAUCCAUCACUCAUGAUCCUAGAUCUUUGGAGGAAUACGAAGAAAGCGAAAUUGACAACAGUUGCUUGUUUACUGAAUAUUCAGCGGAAGACAAAGACCAUGAAAACUAUAUUGAAGAUCAUCAAAAAGCAAAUGAAAACACCGAGAGAUUGAUAAAUCAAGAAGAAGAAGAAGAAGAAGAAGAAGCAAGUAUCAAAGAAUAUCAAAUGAUGACUAUCAUUUUGGAGAAUCUCAUGAAGGUUGAAAAUCAUGAACAGGAAAAUUUAAAUGCUCGUACGUCAUUACGAGACAUACUAGAUUAUUCAGAAAAAGUCUUAGAGACAACAAAAUUAAAAGACGCUGAAAUCAAACAAUUGAAGAGUCAAAUCAGGGAGAAAGAUGAUGAAAAAUUUGAUAAAAUGAAUAUUCUACAAGAAGAAUGUACAAGAUUACAUACUGAAUUUAAUAGCUGCAAAAUUGAGAAGGAACAAAUCUCAAAAAAAUACGAUCAUCUAUUAUGUAUAAAUAAUGAAUUAGAGAGGAACGAAAAAUGUCUUAGAAGUGAUGUACUACAGUUGGAGGUUGAUCUCUCAUCUUCAGUCUCUCGAUUACAAAUAGAAAUUUGUUCCAGAGAAGAUCUUUUAUCUCUAAUCGACAAAUAUGAUAGUAGCGAGGAGUUAUCAGAUAAUGCAGACGCUUUGAAAGGCUAUAUCGAACAAUUAUUCCUUAAGAACGAAAGUUUAUCAAAGGCAAAUAAUGUCUUACUCGAACAACAGUUACAGAUGAAAAAUAAAAUGGUAUCAUUAGAACAAAGCCUACAAAGUACUCUAGAUCGUAAACAUGAAGCUUUGGAAUUACUUACAGAGGAAAACAAGAGAUUAGAUACCAAACUGAAAGAAUUAGAAUCGAGAGUAAAUAGUUCAGAUUUAAUUACUCAAAGCAAAUUUGACCUACAAAACAAGCUUAUUAAUGAAAGAAAUGUUCAGAUUUCCGAGUUUAAGUCCCAGGUUAGUUUUUUGAAUGAAGAAAAAGAGUACUUACAAGCCAAGCUUUCCGAAUAUCUUGCAGAUAUUGAAGAGGCCAAUCAGCAAAUACAAGAAGAAUUAGAGUUUAGAAAUCAAAUGGUAAAGGAUUAUAACGAGUUGAAUAUGAAAUUGAAAGAAGCCGAAAGCCAGCUACAAAAGGGAGUAAAGAUUGCAAAUGACCAAUUAACUUUAAAACAAACUGAAUUUUCAGAGCUUAGUGACAUUAAUUCAAAGAUGAAACAGGAAAAUAUAUUAAUGCUUGAAGAGCUAAAGACCUUGAAGGAAGAAAGGGAAGAUCUUACAGUUGAAAACAAAAGAUUAGCUAAAGACAACACAGAGUGUAAGCUUAAUUUAUAUUUGUUACAAGAACAUAUUAAAAAGUCAAACAAAAAUGUUGAUAUAAUGUCCAAAGAAUAUCUUAUGGUUUUGAAAUCUAAUGAAAUAAUUUCAAAUGCUUUAAAAAGGUUUGUAGUGACAACUUUUCAUGCUUUGGAACCUGUGAUGUACGAGGAAUCUAGGGCAUAUUUUGAAAACAUUUACUGUGGGUUAGAAAAACAAACAUUAUUUUCUCAAGGUAAAAUAAGCACGAUAGAAACAAUAAUUCAAUUCAUUACUCGAUGUAUUUCAGAUUUUAUAUGUCAAUAUUUGGAGAAUGAAAUUCUCUUGCAGUCAGAAGUUGAAAACAGAAAUAAUAACUACCAAAAUAUGUUAGAUAAGUUAACAAAGAUCAUGGAAGAUAGUAUACAGAAAUCGCACAACUCAAAAGAAAAUAUGAAUGAUAUUGGAACAACAAGAAGGUUGCAACCUAAACAUAAAAUCGAUCCAGAAAAUCACAGACGUGGAAUUUUACAAGAGUCCAAAUCAGUAAAUUUUAUAUCUUAG
This is a messenger RNA of Debaryomyces fabryi, 2574 nucleotides long. RefSeq lists its product as uncharacterized. The transcript has a single exon. The record is from RefSeq and is a predicted model, not a curated record. NCBI's taxonomy places the organism in Eukaryota, Fungi, Ascomycota, Pichiomycetes, Serinales, Debaryomycetaceae. The coding region runs from base 1 to 2574 and encodes 857 amino acids.